This is a messenger RNA of Ustilago hordei, 1155 nucleotides long. RefSeq lists its product as uncharacterized. The transcript is spliced from 4 exons. Lineage: Eukaryota; Fungi; Basidiomycota; Ustilaginomycetes; Ustilaginales; Ustilaginaceae. The record is from RefSeq and is a predicted model, not a curated record. The coding region runs from base 1 to 1155 and encodes 384 amino acids.
AUGCUCCCUCUCCAUCCCCCCUCUCCAUGCUCCCUCUCCAUCCCCCCUCUCCAUGCUCCCUCUCCAACUCCCUUCCUCUUUCCAGCCAUGGUGCACUACAGUGACAAGCAAGUAAUUCUCAAUGACAUUGUCCACACUCUCGAGCUCUCUAUACCUGCGGAGGUCAUCCAAAACACUGACAGAGUGCAGCACUCCUGCAGCACUGACAUUGACAACUUGGAUGACGAUGGUGACCCAAUUCUGCUCUCACGACACCUUGUCUGCUUGUACACUUUCAUAUGCAAGCAAAGGUACACAAUCACACGUUGCACUCCUCUUGGCUGCACCGAUAAGCUUAUCCACCUUCUCAACAGCAGCUCAGGUGUGAUGUCUCUCAACAAAGUGCAAGAGAUUCUUUCAGUGGCUCUGUACAGACUUGGCCAUUCUGGAAAUGGAGGUGGUGAAUGUGAUGCUGCUUUGCAAUGUGGUUGCAGUGUUGGGAGCAUUGUUGGAUACACCAAUUGCACAGUUGCUGGCCUCCUUGAGCUAAACAAUGAGGUCAUGCAGUUUGCUUCAGAGGGAGAGAGACAACAUGCUUCUGCCUGGGUGCGCAAUACAACUGGGGUUGAAGAGUGGGGUAAGGGCUGGCUUGUGGUGGAUGGCACACACAUCCCUCUUGCCUGGAAGCCAGGAGUGCUCAGUCGAGAGCACUUCUGCUACAAAGGCUUCCACAGCAUCAAUGUAGUGCUGGUGAUCCUGCCACACUCACUGCAGAUUGUCGAAUCAGUUGUUGGACAGCCUGGCAGUGUUCAGGAUUCGAAGGUUUGGGCCUCAGGCAGCAACAUCCUGAAGAAGCCUUGCCUGUACCUUGAUGAAGGCUAUUGUGGUAACAUCUACCAUUUCAAGGACUGCAUCACUGCUGCCGAGACGAUCCAAGCCUGCAUUGUUGCCCACACCUUUGCAAGUCAAUAUGACCAUCCUGCUGAUAUUGCCGACCUGCUGUUGCCCUCUUUCUCUGAGGAUGAGGUGCUGUUCAGAUCCACUGGGUGCAAUGAGGAAGACACUACUGCAUUGUCUCAACGUCAUGAGAGGACUACUGUGGACUACAUUGCCAUGACUCAAAGCACAUCAGCUCAGAGACAGGAGCAAGUCUUGACACAACCAUUCUCGAUCUGA